Procambarus clarkii (red swamp crayfish) is the source of this 2235-nucleotide messenger RNA. RefSeq lists its product as uncharacterized. NCBI's taxonomy places the organism in Eukaryota, Metazoa, Arthropoda, Malacostraca, Decapoda, Cambaridae. The record is from RefSeq and is a predicted model, not a curated record.
AUUAAUACUUAAUAUCAGUCAGGGACAUGUGAUAUAGCCUACUCUGUGAGCAGUUCUUGAUCUUAAAAACAACGGAAAUUAUACUAUAAUAGCCUAUCACUUGCAGUCUCGUCGGUGGCUAAUGCAUCCUAAGCCUCUUGUUGACUUAUGCAUAGACUUUGUGGUGCAAGCAACGGUGUAUUACCAGCGUUACUGUCAAGACGAUGAGAUGGUGUGGAGUUCCGUGGGUCAGGUGUGGGCGGACCUGUGGUAUCUGCCACCCAGCAUCCCCAGUCGCGCUACACACCUCCUCCACGCCCACCUUCUCCACGCCCAACUCUUACAUGGCCACUUAGAAAGUUACGUUUAUGAUAUAACCCGCCCUCUUUUGACCCUACUGGCUGUCAGGGCUCGGAAGAUCGCCAUCGUGCCAGUCGAUCGGCAAUUUGCGAGUCUCUCUUCUCCUGCCAUUUUCUGUGAAUGUGGCGUGUACAAAGGAGAACACCAGCUUCAAGAACUGGAUUUAACGGGCGUGGAUCUCGGGUUAGACAUGAAAGUGCUGUUAGCUCUGUUGCCUGUGUGCCCUGAGUUGACCGUGCUCAAGCUGGGCGGCAACACAACGCCUGACGUACUACAGGCUGCCAAGACCUGUCCUCUCACAGUCCUGCACAUAAGUGAGCGGUCUGCUAAGGACCCUCGAGUUUCUGAGAGUGAUUUAAUGGAAAUAAUUAUUGGUUCCAGGAAUCACAAUCCAACGGAGCUACUGAGCAGUAUUCGACGAGGUAGAAUGAUAGAAGCAAACCCAACGUGGCCGCAGAUGUCUGAUUUCUCUACUGGGCAUUGUAAAGUGCAGCAAGACUUUCUGCUACUGCUUCUUGCAGUUCUUACGAAACUAAAUAACUUAUCAUGUAAAUCAUUAGAUCUUCAGAAGGUUAUCUGCGCUUUUGAUGAUUUGAUCAAAGAAUCCCCAAAACAGCUCAAACUUUCCCUGAAAUCAAACCAGUUACUUGCUAAUGAAGAUUUUCUGGAUACUUUGUCACGCGUUGCACCCGACAUUGAAGAUGUGAAGGUGAUUUACAGGAGAAGAAGUAUACAAAAUAUCGCAAGUGACAUCUUGACUCUCCAUGACAACUUCCCAUCCCUAAAAGCUCUGCACAUUUUUGGAAUGAGACACGCUAGUCAGAGUGAACCUUCUCCAGAGGUUUUUGCCUGCAUUGGAAUUCGGCUUAAAAUUCUAGAACUUGACGAAAUAUGCCUUAGAGAUAUACCAUCGUUGCUUCAAGUAUGCCCUCUUCUUCAAGAUCUAACGCUAACCUUUAAGCACGGAAUUAAGUGUGAUCACACUGGUCUUCCCGAUACGGCACGCUUCGAAAACGUGAUCACUCUCAACGUCAAAUCAUCCCGAUUAAGACAAGAGCCUCUGAGCUUCCUCCUGAAAAUGCUUCCAAAUUUACAAACAAUAGCUGUUCAAGGCAGAGUAGAUAACGUAGAAUUAUUUUUGGGUUAUCUCACUCAACUAACAGAAUUGAGAACUGUGAAAAUGACAGAGCUAGAAACUUUGGAAGUUGCGAGUCUUUGCGAACUGCCCAGGAUGGUCAGUGAUCGACGGCCUUGGGAACUGUACGCUUCUCCCCAUAUCCUCAAUCAAUCAGACAUCAAGACGCUACAAAAUUGUGGGUGGACUUAUAUACCUUUCAGGGAGUACACAUUUAAAAUCGGGAACUUGUAUUCAUUUUCCCUACGGCACGUAGCGUGGAAUUGAAAUUAUAGCUCUUGAAAUAAUUGGCUCGGAUACUUUUAUCAUACCUAAGUUCAUGAACAAAUGAUUUCCCAGUAUCCGUCUUUGUGCAGUCAACCUUUUUUUAAUGUGUUAGAAAAGUUAUUAUAUGCAUGUUGUUAUUAUUUCAAGUGUUUAUGAGUAUCUUUUAAACGUAAACAUUUAACUGGUAUAUAUAUUUUUCCUGUGGCCCUUAACUCUAAUGUUAACCUGUACAUAUAUAUUUUAACAUAAUAUAUAUUAUGUUAACCUAUAUAUAUAUAUAUAUAUAUAUAUAUAUAUAUAUAUAUAUAUAUAUAUAUAUAUAUAUAUAUAUAUAUAUAUAUAUAUAUAUAUACAUACAUAUGCGGAAACCCACAGAGAAAUGGGAAGGGAAAUGUUGAACGUUUCGGCUGGUAAGAGCCUUUCUCAACAAAAAAUUAGUCGGUUGUAUAUAUCAAACAGUUAUUGUGAUCAAAUAAAGUUCCGUCCACUUGAAA